Hyaloscypha bicolor E is the source of this 1233-nucleotide messenger RNA. RefSeq lists its product as uncharacterized. The record is from RefSeq and is a predicted model, not a curated record. The transcript has 5 exons. Lineage: Eukaryota; Fungi; Ascomycota; Leotiomycetes; Helotiales; Hyaloscyphaceae. The coding region runs from base 1 to 1233 and encodes 410 amino acids.
AUGACAGCGCCCCGUCGCAGAUUUUUUGUGCUGGUAGCCUGCUUCAUCUUCGAGACGCUGAGAAAUCUCUCCUUGACAGAGGAGCAAUGCAGAGCUACGUUUCCAGGGUUAAUGAUGGAGCUUGAUGAUGCGGUGGCUCGAGGUCCAUUUAAGUUGGAGAAGGAACCAGAUGACUAUACUGGAAUGGUGCAGCUGAGAAUCAAAGAUGGAAAAAUGUACAUUAUAACUGCAGAACACCGACCAAAUCGAGACAUGGGCUUCGAGCGCAACGCAGUCCUCUACCAACUCCACCGCGCCCUUAUCACCUCACCCACACCCCUCCCAAACACAAUCAUCACCCUCUCCAUCCUUGACACACCCCACACCAACGCCCUCUCUUUCGCGCGCUCCAAUGACCCCCAGAUCCCUUCCCUUUACUGGUUAAUGCCCCACUUCUCCUUCUGGGCGUGGCCCCUCCCAUUCAUCGGCACUCUUGACUCCGCCCUUGCUCGAAUAUCAGCCGUCGAAACAUCCACUCCCUGGUCCAAGAAAAUAGAUAAGGUUGUAUGGAGAGGAACAGCAUGGUUCAAUUCAGUGGGCAAUACGAAUCUGAGACCGAAGUUGCUACAGGUGACAAAGGGGAAGGAGUGGGCAGACGUCGAGGAUUUGAAGUGGUUUAAUAAUGCAGAGAAAGCGAGGAAUUCUCUCCUCAUCAAAGACUUUUGCAAAUACAAAUAUAUUAUUUAUACCGAGGGGAUAACAUACUCCGGCCGCCUCCCCUUCCACCAAUCCUGCCGCUCCAUAAUCCUCACGCCACCCCUCACCUAUCUAAUGCACACAACGCACCUCCUGCGUCCCUUAUUCUCCAGUACUCUCACUCUCCCCAGUUCGCCCCAUUCCCUUCCCUUCACUCAACAACCAGUUCCCAACUCCCGCUGGCCCAAAUCCUAUCCCCCCUCCCAAGCAAACAUCGUCUUCAUUUCCCCCGACUGGUCAGACCUCGAAGCGACCAUCACCUGGCUUCGCAGCAACUCUGCUAUAGCUGAAGGCAUCGCGGAGAAGCAGAGAGAGGUGGUCAAGAAAGGGUAUUUGAGUGAGGCGAGCGAGGUAUGUUAUUGGAGGAGUCUUGUGAGGGGAUGGAGUAGUGUGGCGAGGGUUGAUGAGGAGGAGUGGGGGAGUUGGGAUGAUGAGGGGAGGGAUGUUAGGGGGGUGAGGUGGGAGGAGUUUAGUUUGACGCAGAAGUCUUGGGACUGA